Molecule: messenger RNA, 1143 nt
Organism: Pistacia vera
Lineage: Eukaryota; Viridiplantae; Streptophyta; Magnoliopsida; Sapindales; Anacardiaceae
Product: receptor-like protein EIX2
Exons: 1
Coding region: 1-1143 (380 amino acids)
Molecular function (GO): protein binding
Source: RefSeq, a predicted model, not a curated record
AUGAAUGAGUCAGAGCACAAGAUGCAAAUUCUCAUCCUUAAUAACAACUUUUUGUCAAAAGUUAUACCUGAUUGUUGGAUGAAUUUGAAAUCCUUAAAAGUCUUGAAUUUAGGUAACAAUAGAUUCACGGGUAAGCUUCCAGCUUCUAUUGGGACUUUAGGUUCUCUUAAAUGGUUAAACCUUCGCAAAAACCACUUUUCUGGAACAAUUCCUGUGUCAAUCAAAAAUUGUACAAAGAUGGUGUCACUUGAUUUGGGUGAAAAUGAGUUUGUUGGAAAUCUCAAGGUGUGGGUUGGAGGGAGAUUUUCAAGAAUGAAGAUUCUCAACCUUAGAUCAAAUAAGUUUUGUGGCCAUUUACCAAAAGAACUUUGUAAUCUCCGUUCUCUACAAAUCUUAGACCUAGCAGAUAACAACUUCUUUGGAACCAUACCAGGAUGCAUCAAUAACUUCAGUGCCAUGAAGACAAAGAGCUCCAAUGAGGAAAACAAUAUGAAUUAUGAACCUGAUGAAGGUUAUUUAUCAACAUAUUUGGAGAGUGAACUACUUGUGAAGAAAGGUCGCAUUGUUGAAUACAGCACAAUUCUAAAGUUCGUGAGAGGAAUAGACCUUUCAAAAAAUAACUUCUUUGGACAGAUUCCUAUGGAAGUGACAAAUCUUUCAGAAUUGCAGACAUUAAACCUAUCACACAAUGGUUUUACUGGAAGAAUUCCGGAGAACAUUGGUGCUAUGACAUCUCUAGAGUCUAUCGAUUUCUCCAGAAAUCAACUUUCAGGUGAAAUCCCACAAAACAUUUCAAGUUUGACAUUUUUGAGUGACUUGAACUUGUCCAACAACAACUUAACAGGAAGAUUUCCUUCAAGCACUCAAUUAAGUGGCUUUGAUGCAUCCUGUUUGACAGGAAACCAACUUUGUGGGCCUCCACUUCCUAAUAAUUGUACAAUCAAUAAUCAGAACAGAGGAGAGAAAGAUGGUAAUGAAGAUGAAGUGAACUGGUUCUUUGUGAGCAUUGCACUUGGAUUUAUUGUGGGAUUCUGGAGUUUUAUAGGUUCUCUACUUGUCAUCCGAAGAUGGAGAUACUUGUAUUGCCAAUUCUUGAAUAGUCUCCAAGACAAACUGGGCAGUGUUGUAAGAAAAUGUUACUAG